AUCUGCCAGUGCCUUAUGCCUACAAUUCAUAAAUUAAUAAUUAAUAAUUAUAGGGUGGUUGUUUGGUUUAAGUUCGGUACAUUACUAAUUGUUAAACAGUAAUUUUAUUCUUUAUAAAUUAUAUAAUCAUUUGCAAAUACCUAUGUUGGACAGGUUUUGCCAAUCUUGUACAUAGAAUUUAUCAUACUCAGUAUUUAUAAGUUACAUUACAAUAUUUGCCUGCCGUUUCAAAAUAAACAUUCAAACAAUUCAGUUUUAUGCGAAGUAUUGUUUGUAAAGAUAGUUGACAACAUGUCAUCAAACGUGAAACAUAUUAUAUUAGUGAUGUCCGGUAAAGGAGGAGUUGGUAAAUCGACUGUGAGCACUCAGUUGGCACUUGGAUUAGUAGCUAAAGGAUACCGGUGUGGAAUAUUAGAUGUAGAUUUAUGUGGCCCAUCAGUACCGUUUUUGUUAAAACUAGAAAACCAAGAGGUACAUCAAUGUGAAGCUGGUUGGGUACCAGUUUAUACAGACGAGUCAAAAUCUUUAGGCGUGCUUUCAAUUGGAUUCUUGACCAAAUCUAGAAAUGAUAGCGUAGUAUGGAGAGGACCAAAAAAGACUGCAUUCAUAAAACAACUGCUUUCUGAUGUUUUCUGGGAAGAUGUUGAUUAUUUAAUCAUUGAUACACCUCCAGGCACAUCCGAUGAACACAUAACAGUUAUGGAGAAUAUUAAAGAAGCUCCAUGUGACGGAGCAAUACUUGUAACAACUCCACAACAAAUUGCUUUAGAUGAUGUCAGAAAAGAAUUGUCAUUUUGUCGUAAAACUGGUAUUCCGAUACUAGGUAUAAUUGAGAACAUGAGUGGAUACGUUUGCCCUAAUUGUUCUGAGUGUACAAAUUUGUUUUCAUCCAACGGCGGAAAAUCAUUAGCUGAACAUUUCCAAGUUCCCUUUUUAGGAACUGUACCAAUAGAUCCAAGAGUAUCUUCCGAAACAUCAAAAUAUGUCGGUUUAACUAAUCCUGAAUCACCAAUGGCAAUAUCUUUUAACUCAAUUGUUGACCGUGUAAUAAAUCCAAACUGAUUAACCUAAUUAAUUUUCAUACUUAAAUACAAAUUUAGUUUCAAUGUUUAUUGCAUUAAUAUAAUAUACUAUUUGCCACUGCCAUAGAACUUUUAACAUUCCUAUACAGCUAUUAGGUACAAAUGUACAUAUAUUAUAUAAAAAAAGUAAAUAAUAUAUUGAUAACAGUAAACGAUUAAAAAUUCUAUGUUUGGUACAUGUA
This is a messenger RNA of Acyrthosiphon pisum (pea aphid), 1264 nucleotides long. RefSeq names its product NUBP iron-sulfur cluster assembly factor 2 (gene Nubp2). Gene Ontology annotation, biological process: iron-sulfur cluster assembly. NCBI's taxonomy places the organism in Eukaryota, Metazoa, Arthropoda, Insecta, Hemiptera, Aphididae. The coding region runs from base 292 to 1062 and encodes 256 amino acids. Gene Ontology annotation, molecular function: 4 iron, 4 sulfur cluster binding; ATP-dependent FeS chaperone activity; ATP binding. The record is from RefSeq and is marked provisional. Gene Ontology annotation, cellular component: cytosol. The transcript is spliced from 5 exons.